This is a messenger RNA of Lytechinus pictus (painted urchin), 3691 nucleotides long. Its product is annotated as retinol dehydrogenase 12-like. The transcript has 9 exons. Lineage: Eukaryota; Metazoa; Echinodermata; Echinoidea; Temnopleuroida; Toxopneustidae. The record is from RefSeq and is a predicted model, not a curated record. The coding region runs from base 491 to 1462 and encodes 323 amino acids.
AUAGAGGAGACAUAAUUGUACCGACGAGGGGGGGGGGGGUAAGGUUUAUAUUUUGCCUCAAAUUGAUACGCCUGUACAAAGAUCGAUUCGUUUCGCUCGCACGCACAUACUCAAUCAGUCAAUGCUCCCAACUUGAACAUACAGUACCACCGCGCUGGAAUGGCAGGGUUGUUACAGGGAAGUGGGAGUUAGAUCAGUUUUCAGUGCGGUUUGCUCUGUCGUUUGUUGGUUGAGUGCUUAUUUCUGCUCUGGUGAAUGACAUACAUGUGUAUGUAUAUAUGGAGAGAGAGAGAGAGAUUUCAUCCAUUUCCGUGCUAUAUGCCUUCAACGUAGUAUCUACCCACGUAUCUACCAUAUAUCUCCACAAGUAGGUCCUCGAUCUAUACAUUACUUAAAAACGUGUGGAUGGGACUGGAAGCUGCAAGGUGAUAUAUAUAGAGAUCGUCUGCACUCUGAAACAUAUCUCGCUGCGUGUUAUUCGACGGUCACGAUGGGGUCACAAUCUAGUCUUCCUGAGGUCGACCUGGCAGAUAAAACGAUCGUCGUGACAGGAGCUAAUACAGGAAUCGGAUAUGAAACAGCAAAGUCGCUUGCUCAGGUGGGUGCAAAGGUCAUUCUAGCAUGCCGAUCUGAACCUAAAGCACAGGAGGCUAUCGACCAGAUGAAGAAAGAACAUGCCGAGGAGAAAGCAGAUCCUAAAAAGCAGAAAAUAAAAAUAAACGUCGAUGACCUCAGCGUAGAGUUCAUGGCUCUUGACCUAGGGUCACUGCAAAGCACAAUGACAUUCAUAGAAGCCUACAAGAAUACAGGGCGCCCUCUCCAUGUUCUUAUUUGCAACGCAGGUAUUAUGUGGGGACCAGAAGAGCUGACUUCGGAUGGAUACGAGCCUCAUUUUCAAAUCAACUACCUGUCUCACUUUCUCCUCAUCUUACACCUGUUACCCGUCUUGAAGAGCUCCGGUCCAUGUGCUCGAGUCGUCUCAGUGUCGUCACUGAUGUACCGCUUUGCUAGCUGGAACGCCGCCGAUCUCCAGUGUCUGAAGAAUAACGACAGGGGCAAACGAUACGCUAACUCCAAGUUAUACCAGGUGAUGCACAUGUUCUCAUUGGCUCAACGGUUAGAAGGGUCAGGGGUCGACGUAUUUUCGCUGCAUCCCGGUGUCGUCAAAACGGAACUCACAACCCGUGAGGGGCAGAGUGUUCCGGGGCUAACGAAAUUGUUCGUUCGCAAUGGAGGAAAAAUGAUACGGACGCCGUUCGAAGGUGCUCUGACGUCACUCCACGCAGCCGCAGACCCGGCGUAUGACAACAAGACCGCGCUCUAUUUCGAGAGCUCAAAACCACACAGUGUCAACUCAACAGCAAGAAACAAGGACAAACAAGAGAUUAUCUGGAAGUAUUCCCUUGAAUGCCUCAGCGACCAUAUCACAGACGAAGCAAUGAAAGUAUUCACAUCAAAGUGAUACACUUUCAUUCUAUUUUGUUUCAUAAAGACAUACAUUUUCAAGACAUUUUAAUACCCACCAAAAUGUGACACUAUUGCCUCGUUUUACACAGAGUUGUGAUUGAUUCCAUUAAACCAUGAGGUAUAUUCAUACAUUCAAAGUUUUCUCGAAAAUUCACUGUGCUUUUCUUUGAUUACAAAGGACAUUCUUUGGUUACAAAGACAUUGUGCAAAUUUCCUAUAUAAAACAAAAUGAUGGAUUGGAUUUUCAUUAUUAUAGUUAAGGUUGUUCGGAUCAAUCAUAAUUCUUUGUACAACGGGGCGUCGCUGUUCCGAAACCAACAAUAAGUCCCCAAAAUGAAUGAUACUUUUUUUCAUUAAGUUAUAAUCAGCACAUCGUGAGCUUUAAAAUGAUAUGUUUUGUCCAAAUUGAAUAACGAUGACCUACCCAAGUACUUGAUUGAAUGUAGACGAAGUGAAAGAGGUUUGAAGAAUACGGAGAAAACGAUCUCUGAGGUAUAUACAGUGUUCACUCAAGCAUGAAUGGGCGCACUCUGCAUUCUCGGUGAAAUUUCCAAGCAGUCCGAAAAAAAAACGGGCCAAAGAAACGCUUAAAGGACAAGUCCACCCCAACUAAAACUUGAUUUGAAUAAAAAGAGAAAAAUUCAACAAGCAUAACACUGAAAAUUUCAUCAAAAUCGAAUGUAAAAUAAGAAAGUUAUGGCAUUUUUAAAGUUUUGCUUCAUAUCACAAAACAGUUAUUUAUGCACAUCUCGGUCGGUAUGCAAAUGAGGAACUGAUGACAUCACUCACUAUUUUUGUAUUUCAUUAUAUGAAAUAUGAAAUAUUUUUAUUUUAUCGUUGUCCUGUGAAAUGAAGUUUCAUUCCUCCCUGAACACGUGGAAUUCCAUUAUUUUAACAUUUUAUGUUUCAGGCAAGGAGGUCCUAAUCGUCAAAUUUGUAAAAAUUGAAAUAGUGUAUAAAUCAAACAAUAAAAACAAAAGAAAUAGUGAGUGAGUGACAUCAUCGACUCUCUCAUUUGGAUGUAACUGGCUCGUUCAUAUAACUAUUUUGUUAAAAAUAAGCGAAACUUUGAAAUGUCAUAACUUUCUUAUUUUACAUCCGAUUUUGAUGAAAUUUUCAGCAUUGUGCUUGUCUGAUUUUUCUAUAUUGAUUCAAAUCAACAUUUUUCUGAGGUGGACUUUACCUUUAAAUAUCCUCUUUUCUUUUCUUUUCCUUUACAAUUCUAAAUUUUGACGUUAUAAAGAAGAACUACUCUUUCCGUCGGGCUAAUUGGUAUUUUACUUUUAAUAACAGCAAAUAACAAUUUUUGCUACUUACGGAGAGCCUUGGUUUUAGGUGGCUGGUCACAAAUGUUGUUUCGCGAUAAGUGUGGGCCUUGAAAGAGAAAUGUCAGAUAUAUCACAAAGAUGACAACCAGGGCCCCCGACUUACAAAGAGUUACGAUUGAUCCAAUCAAACGUAACUCUAUGAAAAUCCAUCAUUGUCAUAAUUUCUUCUGCAGGAAAUUCGCAAAAUGUCCUUUGUAAACAAAGAAGAUCACACCAAAUUGUCAAGAAAUCAAUGAAUUUAUGGAUGUACAUUCAUAUCUAGAUUUUUUUAAAAACAAACAUGCAUGUUAUAUGUUGACUUUGCUGGCUUUCCAUAGUUGCGAUUGAUCAGAUCAAUCGCAACUCUUUGUAAGACGGGGGCCCAGAUCCUGCCUUUUAGCAAGAGUUGUAUUAAGUUAUUGUAUUGUUAGAUAUGUUUUACAAUAAAUUGCAUGGUUUUAUGCCAUGCUGUAUACUUAUUUAAUUAUUUAAUCCUAUUGUAAUAUUCUUUUCAAUGACAAUAUUGUAUAUUAUAAGUUGAGAUAUUUAAUUCAUGUCUAUGUGAAGCGCAUAUACUUCCUGUAUUAUGUGCUAUAUAAAUGUAUUUUAUUAUUAUUAUUAUUAAUGAUGCCUUCACAAUAAUUACGAAUGCUGAUAUGUGAAUAUGACCUGUAUGUAAUUAAAAUGUAAUCGUGAUAUAUAAACAUAUUUCAAUAGUGCUUAGUGUGAUGUAUUAUCCACUAAUAUUCGCUGGAAGAUGUACAAGAUAAACCAUGUGGUGGUAAAUGUCUUGACAAUUAUUUGAUAGAUUAUAUGGCAACUCUGGGCUGAAAGAGUGAUUAUAGCUAAACAAAUGGAGUACAAGUCACGAAACAAAAUGCUGAAAAGCUCAUUAAAAUCUGAUAAAACAAAUGAAA